Molecule: messenger RNA, 312 nt
Organism: Paramuricea clavata
Lineage: Eukaryota; Metazoa; Cnidaria; Anthozoa; Malacalcyonacea; Plexauridae
Source: the annotation of a GenBank genome assembly
AUGAGUCGUUUGCUUUUCCAAAGCAAAAUACGACAUUCUAGCAGAGAAAAGCCUUCCUGCUGCCCAGAUAUCAAAUUAUGUGACUGGACCAGGUUGGAAAAGUUCAUAAGAGGAAAUUCGGAUGAACAACAUCACUGUUAUAACAGCAGCAAAACCGCGCAAUACAACUUUCAAUACAUUCCUGACGCUGAACCUGAUAUUGUCACAUUAAAAGACAUAGAAGAGAAAAUCGAAGCUGGCAGCAAGGUCCGCGUUAAAAGCGUAGUCAAAAAAGGAGAGGCAGUCAAGAAAGUUGGCAGCAAGAAUCUGUGA